Messenger RNA from Xenopus tropicalis (tropical clawed frog), 1668 nucleotides. It is a transcript of the gene crh, whose product is annotated as corticotropin releasing hormone. Gene Ontology annotation, molecular function: hormone activity. Bases 690 to 1196 code for a protein of 168 amino acids. Lineage: Eukaryota; Metazoa; Chordata; Amphibia; Anura; Pipidae. The record is from RefSeq and is a predicted model, not a curated record. Gene Ontology annotation, cellular component: extracellular region. The transcript has a single exon.
AAAGAUUCAGUUUAUUGGAGAAGAUCUGCACGAUCUUGAAAGAAGGUUUCUGUUUGUAGGAAAUAUGGCAGCACCUUAAGGGGUAAAAAAGAGCACAAGAAGACGCCCCCACACACCUCAUACCUUCCAUGCUACAGUGGGAUACAGCACCUGCCAAACACCCACCCAGCGAGACAAGCACAACUCUCUCUGCAAGUAAGUUCAACUUCUAUGUGCCUCUAAUCAUUCAUAUAUACCAUGAAUGUAUGUGACAUAUACAUAUGCAGACAUAAACACACUGUUUGCACAAGUUGUUGAAUAUAUUCUUUAUGUGUUUGUAGAACGUAGAUCAUUCUAUAACAAUAGUAUAAAUACAUGACUAACACUAGUAUUAUUGUUACCUGAGCAGGCAUUACCUUUGAUUUUUCUCCUCUACAAUAACUUAGAAUAGUGUACUUUCAUAUACAGAGAUGGCGUUAGAUUGUAAAGUCACUGCCUGAGGAACUCUCUUAUGUGUGCAAAGUUUCAGCACCACGGAGAGUGAGCAUGCUUCUCCUCAACACUCUAUAAUUCUCUCUCCUCUCUCUCCCCUUCCUUUCUAAUUCUUCUUUAUCUUUCUAUUCACAUUCUCUUCUCACUGCCAUUCACAAUCCAUUCUAGGGAUCCCCUGUGCAUCAGCUUUAUCUCAGCUUCAAUCUUUGGAGUUUAAUAUGAAGUUCCAGCUGUGGGUGUCUACAGGAAUCCUACUGGUCUCUCUCCUCCCCUGCCAUGAGUGCCGAGCUUUCAGUAAAUCCCCAGCAUCUUCUCCUGGAGCUCCCCUGCCUGCUCUGUCCAAUUCCCAGCCCUUUCUACUUCGCAUGGGAGAAGAGUAUUUCCUCCGGCUAGGCAAUCUCCAUAAGUAUUCCCCAAGCUCGUUUGCAGCCAGCCGGCUUCCCGAGGCAUCUGGCGGUAACUUUGUGAGGGCUGUACAGCAGCAACUGCAGGCUCAGCAGUGGAGCAGCCAGCCAGGGCUGAGAGCUGCAGCUUUGGAUGGAGCAGACAGCCCUUACAGUGCUCAGGAAGAGCCCACAGAAAGAGCAAAGCGUGCAGAAGAGCCUCCCAUUUCCCUGGAUCUGACUUUUCACUUGCUCCGUGAAGUCUUAGAAAUGGCAAGAGCUGAGCAAAUAGCCCAGCAAGCCCACAGCAACAGGAAACUCAUGGACAUCAUUGGGAAAUAGCACAGGUCUCCCUGCCAAAGAGUUCUCUGCAUUUAGCACAAAAGGUGAUGUACCAUAAAGCUGCCCUGAAACCAUAUUUAUUUUUUUACAGCUUCAAAGUUGCAGGUUGUGCAUCUUAACCCCUUUGCUGCUAAAGGGGCCAGCAUGGACCCAGUGCAUUCCGUUUCUGGCCCCUCUGGAAGCAAUAAAAAGUUCCCAGGAUAUAUCUGUUUUUCAGCAUGUACCAGGUAUAUUUGACUGCAGUUAAAGGCAACAUAUGUCAUUUGUAUUUGUAAAUACAGUAUAACCUUUAUUUUACUAUUCUGGCCUUUUAACUAACAAACAUCUUAAACGAUAUGCUUGAUUUGUUGAAACCUAAAGGUUUUUUCCUGGGAGGGGAAAGAACUGUUGUCAUUUAUUUUGCAUCAGAGUUUAUUGUAUACAUUUCCAUAACAAAAUAUGCUUUCAGUGCUGGCACAACUUGGGUGUGUAA